Drosophila rhopaloa is the source of this 576-nucleotide messenger RNA. RefSeq lists its product as uncharacterized. The transcript has a single exon. The record is from RefSeq and is a predicted model, not a curated record. NCBI's taxonomy places the organism in Eukaryota, Metazoa, Arthropoda, Insecta, Diptera, Drosophilidae. The coding region runs from base 411 to 515 and encodes 34 amino acids.
CAAUUUGUAUUACAUAAUGUUGUUUUGUCUGAAAUAAAACAAAAGACAGUUUGAUAAACUGAUUUUUAGUUUGAAGCUAAGUAAUUUUAUUUAGAUCCUUAACAAUUUACUUAGUUCAUAUGACCCUAGCCAUAAAGUUCAGCUCAGUUCUUAUUGGAUUAUUAUUAAUUAUUUAUAAAACAAAUAAAAUAAGUUUUAGAAAUUUUUUUUUUUGGAAAAAUGGCUUAAAAGUCUAGAAGAAUACAAUUAACCGUGAGUUAUAUGCCAUCUGUAUUUGUGAGUACCGUGCACAGUUCAAGCACUUUUGGGACUUCAAUUUCCCAGAGGCCGCAGAACAAUUGAUAGUUUUACACCUUAGUUCUUUGUUAACUUUUGAGCGAAACAGUCGCAUUUUGUGCUUAGAAAUAAAUAUGGGAACAAGCUGGUUUAAUGGCACGACCCUGUUGUUUGGAUUUUGCAGUGCUGUUUAUAUAUUUUUUUUAACCUUUGCAAUUUUAACUUUAGUUAUGUGUUGAGACUAACUUUUAUCAAUAUCCUAUAUCCUCCAAUGCCAAACCCCAAUUUCGGAUUGUUUAA